GAACGGCCCUCCUUGUAUUCCUUUUUUCGGAGAAUAUGCGGAGAUCCCUUCGGCCAUUCGAACAGGUAUUGCCAAUAUGAAAGACUUGCGCGCCUUCGUCCUAUGGGGCUGUCAGAGCUUGGUGGAGCUCCCCAGCGGCAUCUUCGACUACAACCCGCUCUUGGAGGCGCGGUGA
This is a messenger RNA of Cladocopium goreaui, 175 nucleotides long. The record is from the annotation of a GenBank genome assembly. NCBI's taxonomy places the organism in Eukaryota, Dinophyceae, Suessiales, Symbiodiniaceae.